GUGGGAGCUCAGUGAGAGGGGCCAUUUUGACUCUGGUGACAGGAAAUGACUGGUCUGGCGCGGUCUGGGAGCGGGGCACCCAGGGUCUCAAGAUAACUCUGGGGCCAUUAUGGUCAUGAUUCUCACAGAGGACCCUGAGAUUUCUGCGCUUGAGCAAUGUCAGGUGCCACUGGACUUGUUCUGAGACCCUUGCCCUAAAGGAUGGCCAAGGGGCUCCUGGUGACCUAUGCCCUCUGGGCUGUGGGGGGCCCUGCUGGGCUCCACCACCUGUACCUGGGAAGGGACAGCCACGCCCUGCUCUGGAUGCUUACCCUGGGUGGGGGUGGGCUGGGCUGGCUCUGGGAGUUCUGGAAGCUCCCAAGCUUUGUAGCUGAGGCCAACAGAGCCCAAGCCCAGAGGCAGAGCCCAGAAGAGGGGACACCCCCUUUGAGUCCCAUUCGCUUUACUGCCCAGAUCGUAGUGGGCAUCUAUUUUGGCCUCAUGGCUCUGAUUAGCCUUUCUUCCAUGGCCAGCUUCUACACUGUGGCCCUCCCACUGGCAGUUGGCUUAGGGGUCUUGCUGGUGGCUACUGUUGGCAACCAGACCUCUGACUUUAAGAACACUCUAGGGGUGGCAUUCCUUACUUCCCCUAUCUUUUAUGGCCGCCCCAUAGUCAUCCUACCCAUCAGCUUGGCUGCUAGCAUCACAGCCCAGAAGCAUCGCCGCUACAAAGCUUCAGUGAAGUCAGAGACACUCAGUGUGCAGCUCUACCGGCUGGGCUUGGCUUACCUUGCUUUCACGGGCCCACUGGCAUACAGCACCCUCUGCAACACAGCUGCCACCCUCAGCUAUGUGGCAGAAACCCUUGGCUCCUUCUUGAAUUGGUUCAGCUUCUUCCCCCUUCUUGGCCGCCUCAUGGAGUCUGUCCUUCUUCUGCCUUACCGGAUCUGGAGGCUACUGGUAGGGGAUCCUGGCUUCAACAGCAGCUACUUCCAGGAGUGGGAGAAGCUCUAUGAGUUUGUUCACAGUUUUCAGGAUGAGAAGCGUCAGCUGGCUUACCAGGUUUUGGGCCUCUCAGAAGGGGCAACAAAUGAAGAAAUACACCGGAGUUACCGGGAGCUGGUGAAGGUCUGGCACCCUGACCACAACCUGCACCAGACAGAGGAGGCACAGAGGCACUUCCUGGAAAUCCAGGCUGCAUAUGAAAUCCUGAGUCAGCCCAAGAAGCCCAAGGAACCCUGAAGGUUGUGCAGUCAUCAUCACUAUAUAAUUCCAGAAUGUUUU
This is a messenger RNA of Lemur catta (Ring-tailed lemur), 1263 nucleotides long. RefSeq names its product DnaJ heat shock protein family (Hsp40) member C22 (gene DNAJC22). Gene Ontology annotation, cellular component: early endosome; plasma membrane. Gene Ontology annotation, biological process: endocytosis. Lineage: Eukaryota; Metazoa; Chordata; Mammalia; Primates; Lemuridae. The record is from RefSeq and is a predicted model, not a curated record.